AUGGAGUCCGUCAAGCCGUUGGGAUACAAGAUUGAAGAGUCCUGGAGAAAUUUCACUUACAAGGUGGAACUCAACACGAGACCCCUGAGAGCCGAGAUCGACAAGAGGACGCAAUGGCUCAGGACGAAUAUCCCGCUGCUCAUCAAGUCUCGCGCCUUUCAACGGGCGGCCACACUCACGACGACCUUUGUUCUCACUGUCGCCUUCAUCAUCGUCACCAUUCGACUUACAAAUGCAACCGCUCUUAUUCCUCAAGUUAUCAGCAAGAUGACCAAGUUUCCCACAUGCUCGAGUAUAAACUACACGGGCACACGAGAGAUUUGGGAAAAGUCGAGAAAAAAGUAUGAGCAUCUGCCAGAUGACAAGUUCACCAUUGCUAUGCAGACUUAUCGUCGACCCAAGGAGCUUGAGAAUACGCUGAAAGCCCUCUUGACCGAUAAGAUCCCAUCUCUUCACGAGAUAGUCGUCGUCUGGAACGACCUCGAGGCUGAACCACCAGAGAACUACGUAUCCAAGCACGGCGUGCCAGUGCGGUACCGAAAGUCAAAGAAGAACAGCCUCAACGAGAAGCUCUGGCCUGAUCCCGACUACAAGACGCAGGCGAUCCUCCUCUCAGAUGACGACGUCUACUACCGACCUGGCGAUCUCGAGUUUGUCUUUCAGACGUGGCGCAAAUUUGGUCGGAACCGACUGACUGGAGCCCUUGCACGAUGUUCUCCCGUUGAUUUGUAUGGCAACAGCGAGUACACAUUCUGCAACACCCAGAAGGGUGAAGACGGGUACUCAAUGGUUCUCUCCGGGCUAGCCUUUUCGCAUAUGUCAUUCCUCGACUACUACGCCUCCAACGACACCGCCAUGAACCAGAUCAGAGACUAUGUGGACGAGGGCUUCAACUGCGAAGAUAUUGCCCUCAACUACGUCCACUCUAUGCUGACUGGUGAGGGACCGCUGCUUGUUAGUGGUAAUGAGAAGUACGUCAACUAUGUGCCGAGGGAGGGUAUCAGCAGGAAGACGGGACACAUGGACGCUCGCAGUGCGUGUCUAAAUGAGUUUUCAAAGAUGCUUGGAUGCUUCCCGCUGGUCGAGGAGACGGCAUACAUUCAGCGAGGUGUUAUUGUCGUGUAA
Messenger RNA from Fusarium falciforme, 1125 nucleotides. RefSeq names its product Glyco-transf-64 domain-containing protein. Gene Ontology annotation, molecular function: glycosyltransferase activity. Lineage: Eukaryota; Fungi; Ascomycota; Sordariomycetes; Hypocreales; Nectriaceae. Bases 1 to 1125 code for a protein of 374 amino acids. The transcript has 2 exons. Gene Ontology annotation, cellular component: membrane. The record is from RefSeq and is a predicted model, not a curated record.